Molecule: messenger RNA, 1161 nt
Organism: Humulus lupulus (European hop)
Lineage: Eukaryota; Viridiplantae; Streptophyta; Magnoliopsida; Rosales; Cannabaceae
Exons: 3
Coding region: 1-1161 (386 amino acids)
Source: RefSeq, a predicted model, not a curated record
AUGUCGUCUCCUCCGGCAUCUACGCCUGCUGCAUCUAAGAAAGUCUCGGCUUCUCUUGAACCAUCCAGGUCCAACACUGCAAAAGCUUCUUCUAAAGACAAAUCCGUCUCCUCUGAAUUUGAUGACAUUUUGGUCCCUAAGAAAAAAAUCAAAGGGUUGGUUUCAAAACCUGAGGAGGAAUAUGAGCCUUCCAAAGAUGAAGACAAAGCCGAGGAUGAUGAUGAAGUGGCUGAGGCAGAGUUGGAAGAUUUGACAGAUACUGAGUCUAAGCCAUCUGAGGAAAUUCCUGUUUCAUCAAAGGUCGAUAAAGGUAUGGAAUUCCUCAAUUUGUUGUCAAAGAAGGCUGUUACCUCUCAGCCCAAGUCAGGUUUUGCUUUCAAAGCUCACUCUCAGAAUUUUUGCUUCAAUGGCAAUGAGAAAAAUAUGGUGGUUAAAGAUCUUAAUGAUGAGCUAUUUGAGAAAAACUCCAUCAUGUUUAAAAAGGUAUAUGUUCCUGGGCAUCGGUACUCAUUUAUCCCCACUAAGAUUGCAAAAAUCCUCAAACUUCCCCUUAUUGUUCAAAAUGAUUCCAUUGAUUUUGCCAAAGAUCAGGUCCUCUCCGAAUUAGUUGGUCAAACCAUGGUUUGGGAGCCCAAUACUACUCUCAAAGUAACUGACUUUACUCAUUACUAUGUCGUUCUUCACAAGUUUUCCAUCAACAAUUGGGUACCAACUACUCAUACAUCCAUCAUUCCCUAUGACACAACCUUCUUUCUGUUCAAGAUCGGGGCUGGGGUGAAAAUUGACCUUUCUUCUCUUAUUUUUGAUCAAAUUACUGAUUUAGGCAAUGCCAAGGCAAAGGGUCAAUAUUUGUUCUUUUCUCAUUUGAUCUACAAGUUACUUGAUUCUCAACAACCUCUCAAAUUGGAGUAUGAAACAUUGACCCCUGCAGCUAUUGGUCCGAACUACAAGGUGAAAGAGGAGUCGUCUACUGCCAAGAAGACCAAAGGACUUGAUCUAAAGUCUGAUGUUCUUGAUUCUGCUCUCACUGAUCUUGCUGUUGUCAAAUCUACCUUGGGAAAUGUUCAUAUAGAAGUGAGCAACCUUCAGAACUGUCUCUUGGCAAUUGAGCAGUUUCAGCGUACCAUUUUCUCUCGCCUGCCUGAUGGUCCUUCCACAUGA